Chanos chanos (milkfish) is the source of this 2591-nucleotide messenger RNA. It is a transcript of the gene jade2, whose product is annotated as jade family PHD finger 2. Gene Ontology annotation, biological process: regulation of transcription by RNA polymerase II. The transcript is spliced from 11 exons. NCBI's taxonomy places the organism in Eukaryota, Metazoa, Chordata, Actinopteri, Gonorynchiformes, Chanidae. Gene Ontology annotation, cellular component: histone acetyltransferase complex. The coding region runs from base 1 to 2586 and encodes 861 amino acids. The record is from RefSeq and is a predicted model, not a curated record.
AUGGAGAGUGAGAAGAAGAGGAGAAAGUACUCCACUAGUAGCAAUGAUUCUGACACCACUGACAGUCACGUGACCACUUGGUCGAGGUCCUCCAAGAACAUGGGGACCAGCAGCACCUGGGCGUGGCAGAAACACAGGAAACCGUCUGAGGUGUUCCGGACGGAUUUCAUCACGGCCAUGAAGCUGCCAGACUCGGCCCAGCUGAGCCCAGAAGAAUACUAUGUGCUGUCUGACCCGUGGAGGCAAGAGUGGGAGAAAGGAGUCCAGGUCCCAGCCAGCCUGGAGGCCAUCCCCGAACCCGUAGUCCGAGUGCUUCCAGAAGUCAGUCGGAUCCCAUUCUACUCUCCGAUGCAGAGCCUGGAGCGCUCUGAGUCAGUGCUGGGGGACUCGCAGAGCCUCACAGAACAACUGAGUCGCUACGACUUGGACACUCUGGACGUGGCCUGGCUGGAACUGGUCAAUUCAGAGUUUAGGGAGUUAGCGUUGCCGGAGCUGGAUGAGCUGACUAUGGAGCGGGUUCUGGUGGAGCUGGAGAACCAGUGUGAGGAGAACAUGCAGCUGGCGAUCGAGACAGAGGAAGGUUUAGGCAUCGAGUACGAUGAGGACGUGGUGUGUGACGUGUGCCGCUCGCCCGAGGGAGAGGACGGAAACGAGAUGGUGUUCUGUGACAAGUGUAACGUCUGUGUGCACCAGGCGUGUUAUGGUAUCCUGAAGGUACCGCAGGGGAACUGGCUGUGCCGGACCUGUGCGUUAGGGGUGCAGCCCAAAUGCUUGCUGUGUCCCAAGAGAGGCGGGGCCCUGAAGCCGACCCGCAGCGGAACCAAGUGGAUUCAUGUCAGCUGUGCCUUAUGGAUCCCUGAGGUGAGUAUUGGCUGUCCAGAGAAAAUGGAGCCCAUCACUAAGGUGUCCCACAUCCCUGCCAGCCGCUGGGCCUUGUCCUGCAGCCUCUGCCGAGAACAUACAGGCACCUGCAUACAGUGCUCCAUGCCUUCCUGCAUCGUUGCCUUCCACGUGACCUGUGCUUUUGACCACGGUCUGGAGAUGCGCACGAUCCUGGCUGAGAACGAUGAGGUGCGUUUUAAGUCCUACUGCCUGGAGCACAGCAGCAGCUCCAUCCACAGCAGCAAGGCCGACAGACCCGACGCCAAGCCGGACGCCGAGCAGGCGCCGCCCGCGCCCGAGCGCCCGGACCGCGACCAGAUGGAGCUGGAGAAGGCCAGCCAGCGCAAACAGAAGCUCCAGGAGCUGGAGGACGAGUUCUACCGGCUGGUGGAGCCCAAGCAGGUGGCGGAGUGCCUCGGCCUUCCCGACGUGCACGUGGACUUCCUCUACCAGUUCUGGAAGCUGCGGCGCCGGGCCAACUUCAACCGGCCGCUGGUGGCGCCGAAAAAGGACGAGGUGGACAACCUGGCUCAGCAGGAGCAGGACGUGCUCUACCGACGCCUCAAGCUCUUCACCCACCUCCGCCAGGACCUGGAGAGGGUGAGGAACCUGUGUUACAUGGUGACACGGCGGGAGAAGAUGAAACACUCCCUGUGUAACUUGCAGGAGAAGAUCUUUAACCUGCAGAUCCAGUUACUGGAAGAGGACCUGGCCGGAGAAAAAACUCUGAAAGGAGAGAAAAGCCGGCAGAAUGGGAUGAAGGAGAGGGGGAAGGAACGGAGGAAAAGCAGCCCGGAAAAGAAGGAGAGAUGGAAAUCAGAGAACGACACGCUCCUCAAACAGCUGAGUUUCUCCAAGUCCUUCCCUCUGGAUGGGUCUCUGUUUGACAGCUGGCUGGCCCAGUCAGUCCACAUCACAGCUGAUAACAUGCUCAGCAAAUGGUCGUUGGCAGGAGAACCCCAUGAGAAGACAGCCAGCCUCCUCUCAGACCAGCUCCUACAGGGAGAGGAGAACCUCCUCAGCCUCAUGAUGGACCACUCCAUGAAGUCCACCUGGAAGACGCCUCAGCUGGGUCGCAAACCCAGGGGCAAGCCGCGAGGCCGCGGGCACAAGACCAGCCCCUCCAUCCCGGGCACCAUCGCCGCGACCACUGCCUCCUCCGUCAAAGGCAAGGGCCAGACAGAGAAGGUGGGACCCCACAGGGGCCAACGGGGCGACAGGCUUCGCUCCUCCAAAACCUCGCACCACCAUCACCACCACCCGCACGGCCAGACGAGGAGCGGCCGAGCCAACCCCCCCGAUGCUCCCCAGCCCCCCAUCUCCAAAAUGAACUCCUGCCACAUCUCGGAGGAGCGAGGGCCGUGGGACAGCCAGGCGUUCUCCAGAGUGACGUCGGAGCCCUGCAGCCCCGACGCGGCGGCCGAAACAGAGAGCGAGAGGCCUCAGCGGCCGGCCCUACCCCUGCGACUCUCCAGACAGGGCAAGUCGCGCUUCAAGAGCGAGGGGAAGGAGGCGGCGGAAACGACGGCCCGUGAGACCCCUGGGAAGGAGGCAGGGCUGCUGCUGGACACUGAGACUGACGGAUACUUCUCUGACGCAGAGCAGAGCGACUCGGACUCACGCCCCACCAAUCGCAGGCUCCGCUUGCCCCAGCUGCAUGCUGGGAACAAGGAAUUGGUGCGGCAGAGUGUGCUAGCCUCCUAAAACUG